Molecule: messenger RNA, 1356 nt
Organism: Linnemannia hyalina
Lineage: Eukaryota; Fungi; Mortierellomycota; Mortierellomycetes; Mortierellales; Mortierellaceae
Source: the annotation of a GenBank genome assembly
AUGUCAUACUACCCUCCUGCUCAAGGCUAUCCUGGUUAUCCUCCCCAGCAACAAUACGCUGCCGGCGCACCCGUCGGCUAUCCACCAACCCAACCCGGCUACCCUGCCUACCCACCCCAGGGCGGUGCACCUCCACCUGGUCAGCCCGGAUACGGAUACCCUGCUGCUGCCCCAGGUGCGCCACCACCAGCUCCCUAUGGCGCCCCUGCUCCCUAUGGCGCCCCCGCCCCCUAUGGCGCCCCCGCUCCCUACGGGUACCCCGCUCCAGGCGCACCUCCACCAGCCCCCUACGGAUACUCUGCUCCAGCUGCAGGAGCUCAUCCUCCACCACCUCAGCACGCUCCCACCAUGACUCAUGCGCCCACAAUGACUCAUGCCCCGACUAUGGCCAUGGGCCAGCCUAACUACUACCAACCCGCUGCUGGUGGACCCACACCUCAACAGGAUGCCGAGACUAUUCACUCGGCCUGCAGGGGCUUUGGUACUGAUGAGAAGCGAGUCAUCAGUGUUGUUGCUGCCAGACCUCCAGAACACUUGGCAGUAGUGGCCUCGGUGUACAAGCAGUUCUACGGACGAGAUUUGGUGGAGGUUCUCGACAAGGAGACGAGCGGUCAUUUCGGUCGAGCACUCCACUAUCUCAUCCUCCCGCCCAUCGUGCUCGAUGCAGAGCUGAUUUAUCAGGCCUGCAUCGGUGCCGGUACCAACGAGCGCUGCUUGAUUCAAACUCUUGUGGGAAGGACCAACGCAGACAUGGCACAACUCAAGUAUGUCUUCCAGUCUAAAUACAACCGCUCCCUCGAGGAAACAGUCAAGAGCGAUGUCAGUGGAUACUUUGAGAAGUUACUUGUCGUCUGUAUCCAGGGCACCCGUGAUGAGAUUGGACACUAUCAGUAUAACGUUGAGGCAGAUACCCAGGCAUUAUACAAAGCAGGAGAGGGCAAAAUGGGCACAGACGAGUCGCAGUUCAUCCACAUCCUCACCAACAGACCCGAUGCCCAUCUUCGACUUGUCUUCAAGCAAUACGAAUCCCGCCACGGCAAAAAGUUUAGCAAGGUCGUCGUCAAGGAGUUCUCCGGAUGGAUUGAGACCGCGCUUGUUUACUUGGUCGAGUGGAUCGAAAACCCAGCAAUGUGUAUCGCCAAGAACAUGGAAAAGGCGAUGGAGGGUGCAGGAACGGAUGAUGCCUCGUUGACACGGUUGGUGGUUCGCAACCGGACACCGGCCUUCAUGGCCCAGAUCAAGGCCAACUACACCGCCAAGUACAAGAAGUCGUUGCGCGACAGGAUCAAGGGCGAGACCAGUGGAGAUUACCGACGCACGCUGUUCACGGCCAUUGGUGAACCAGAACGAGGUUAA